This is a messenger RNA of Nicotiana tabacum (common tobacco), 705 nucleotides long. RefSeq lists its product as uncharacterized. Gene Ontology annotation, molecular function: growth factor activity. The record is from RefSeq and is a predicted model, not a curated record. Gene Ontology annotation, biological process: regulation of root meristem growth. Lineage: Eukaryota; Viridiplantae; Streptophyta; Magnoliopsida; Solanales; Solanaceae.
UUAUCUUUUUCUUUCUCCGAUCCUUUUUUUUAAAAAAAAAAUCAACAAAAAUAGUGUUUGAACCCUAGCUUUGGCUUCGGUGUGAACUUUAGACUUUUGGCAAAUCAGCAUGUUUUGUUCCAUGACAUAUACCUUUAGCGACAGGAAUAGGUUAAAGAAAAUGGUGUCCUUAAGAUUUAGUAGAGUUGUGCUUGUUCUGCUGCUCAUUUUCCUAUUGAUGAAGGAUUCUAAUGCUCAUACUUACCAAGUACUUAGGCCAAAAACUGUGGCUGAUGAAGCUGAAAAUGGUUUUACCAUGGCAGGAAGGAGAUAUCUGAGUGAGAAAGAAUGGAGGUCCUUGAAAUAUUUUCAAGACGUGGAAAAAGUUGAAGACAAAAUGAAGAUUAAGGAAAAUUCAAUCAAGAAAUCAGGUGGAAGUGCAACACAUGACUCUGUUGGCAAUUCAUAUAGAGGCAAUUUCAUGGCUUUGAUCAGUGCUGAUUAUCACAUGACAAGACAACACCCUUCUAAGAAUAAUUAAGCUUGAGAAUAAACUCUAGACUAUUGUGGGAUUAGAGAUAUUAUGUUUUCUUUUCUUUGGUUAUAACAUGUUCUUGUAAAAAGGGGACAGUAUAUAGAAAAUCAAGCAAAAACAUAUAUCUAUCUUCUGAAAAGGGAUAGUGAAUUUGAUCAGCUUCUUAAAGCGAAUAAGAUCUUCGGAAUCAA